AUGCAUUGUAGCAUAGCCCGUGUUGCUGCUCUCGUGGCGGCGCUGGUGGUUUGGUCAAUUUUCGGCCUGGGGCUGCGAUGGCGCGAGCUCGCGGAGCUAAGCCAGAUAGAUCCGGCUGCGAGCCAGCUCAAGGUGUUGAUGGUUCGUACCAUCGGGCGCUCGGAGGUGGAAUUCACCAAAGAUGAUAUCAGAUCCUUGGCUAAGAAGACCAGCGGUAUUCAAACCGCCAACAUGUCCCACUGCGCCGCCCGAAAGGGACCGGGGCCGAAAGCCGAGUUGCUACAGGAUCUGCCGCCGGAGCAGUGGCCCGCAGAUGUUGUCUGCUAUGCAGGCAUCACCCACUUGCGAGUUGACUUGCAUGUGAUCCUUCUGGUGUGGGAUAAGGUUGAUUUCAUUGAUACAUCUGACCUCGACUUGAACGUAUCGGUGAUCUACGCACCGAAAACCCGCAAGAUCAACGCUUGGUUGCGUCAUCUGUCUGAAACGGCGGUGUCAGCCUACGACUAUCUGUGGCUGGCAGAUGGAGAUGUGAAUAUCUCGAUGGUGAACUGGUUCGCCUUUUGGACACAGAUGCUGUAUUUUCACCCGCAGGUUGCCCAGCCUGUCGUGUUGGGGAAGGAUAGACGGGAGAUUCAUGACAGGAUGGCAAACUGGAGAAGCCUAAAAAAAGGGGAAUUCUUUAAGCUUUUCGGCCACCGCACGAGCGACCACGACAUCCUGCAAAUUCCACCUAGCAAAAACGGGUGGAUUCUUGAUCCCACCUUGAUCGCUGCUGAGGUUGGGAUCGUUGAGAUAAUGACGCCGAUGCUCACUCCGCAGGCAUGGAUAGCUUUAAGAGACGAGCUGCUUAGAAAUAGCAAGGCCAUGCAGUGGAUUGGUGAAGGCGCCACAUGGUGUGUGGAUGUCCGGUGGUGUGACUUGGCUCGUGCUGCGCUUGGUCUGGAAGUCGCCCAGAAACCGGACGUCUGUAUCGAGAGCGGGGAACAGAUGUUUCACAAGAAACAAGGGCGUGGUCCCGGCGAGCGGCUGUGGGAGCCCCGCGACCUGCCUGCCUGUUUGGUAUUCUAUCAGACACCUGUGCGUCAUCACGACUAUCGCUCGCUGAACAAAUCCGGAGACUUCCACUCCAAGAAUGUCAACUUGUGCAGCGAACUUGAGGCGCAGGUGACGGAUACCACAAGUCGGUGCGCAUAUCGCGCUUUCUACGAGUCAGAUCUUGGAGCCAGCUUGGGGUUCGAUGGGAGCAGCACGACCUUGCCAAACAGAGAGUUUUGCGGCAACCUUAGGAGCCGGCGAAGAGGUGCGCACCUCGGUGGGCUGUCGCAGCCAGCUGGAAGCUGGAUGACGGUGGCACACAUCCUGGAUUCGACAGCCGCCUCGCCUCAGCAGCUUUACAUCGCGCGCAGGGCAUUGAGAUCCUCCUACAGCGGCGGCAGCGGUAGCACCUUUCCCGUACUGGCGCUGGACUCGGUGAAGUCGGAGAAGAGCGGAGAGGCCUUGGCGGCGCCCUUCCUGGAUCCGCAGAGGGACCCCUCGUCGGGCUCAAAGGUCUCCAAGACCCCAGCCUCCUCGAACAAGGAGGGCCUUGAGGAGAUCUUCUACUCCCCCUUCACUUUGCUGCUCGUCUUCGUUCCCUUGGGAGCCGCCUCGGAGACGCUCGGCUGGGGCGAUGGCUGGACCUUCGUGCUGAACUUCGUGGCCCUCCUGCCUUUGGCGAAGUUCCUGGGCGACGCGACGGAGGAGCUGGCCGUGGCCAUAAAGAACGAUGCGGUGGCCGGUAUGCUGAAUGCCACCUUCGGCAACGUGGUCGAGAUGAUGAUCACAGUCAACACCUUGAGGUCGCGAAAGAUGCCCUUCGUCGAGCGCACCAGCGUGGUGAAGUGCACCCUGCUAGGAUCGAUCCUAUCGAACCUUCUGCUGGUGCUGGGAAUGUCCUUCUGCUUCGGUGGCCUGACACAGGUGAAAGUUCCGGCGGCCACUGUUAUGGUUGGUGGGGAGAAGGAGCAGAAGUUCGCCAUGAAGGGCGUGAUCAUGAGCAUGGGCUUGCUGAUAUUUUGCUGCAUGUCCUUCGCACUCCCCACGCUGUUUGCGCAAGGCUACGAAAGCGACAUGGAGGACCUGCUGGACGUCUCGCGCUUCGGGGCGUUGCUCGUUGCCUCCGCGUACAUCGCCUUCCUGAUCUUCCAGCUCUUCUCUCACAAGCAGACACUAGAGCAGGAGGAGGAGUGUCUGAAAGACGACGGAGCCGAGGAAGACCAGGAGCGACCUCCUCUAGCCAUUUGGCUGUCUCUGACUAUGAUGGUGGUCGUCACUGUGAUCACGGAUAUCGUUUCAGACUACUUGUGUGAUUCGAUCAACGGCGUCACCGCGGCCAUGAAUGUUGACUUCCUCGGCACAAUU
This is a messenger RNA of Symbiodinium necroappetens, 2400 nucleotides long. The record is from the annotation of a GenBank genome assembly. Lineage: Eukaryota; Dinophyceae; Suessiales; Symbiodiniaceae.